AUGCAGUACUGUUUCUUCAGGGAAAUUGAGACAUCUCCCAUCCUCUCAUGGCAUUACCCAUCGCCUCUUCACUUUUCUCUUCCGCACUCCGCCUUGAGAACCCACCGUCAAAACUCACUCUUUUCCAUUACCUCAACUACCAAGAACACACCUUUCUCACUCUCAACACUCCCUAGAAAAUUGCUUUGUCAACCGCCUCAUGGCAAGUAUGUCAGAGAAGACGAUCUUGCGAAGAAAUUGUCUGCCGACGAAGUUCAGGAGCUGGUAAAGGGAGAAAGAAAUGUACCUCUUAUUAUUGAUUUCUAUGCAACAUGGUGUGGGCCCUGUAUUUUAAUGGCUCAAGUACUCGAAAUGCUUGCUGUGGAGUAUGAGAACGAUGCAUUGAUUGUUAAGGUUGAUACAGAUGAUGUGUUUGAAUUUGCACGUGACAUGCAGGUACGAGGGCUGCCAACACUGUUUUUUAUCUGUCCAGAUUCAAAUAAAGAUGCAAUCCGGACUGAAGGGCUUAUUCCAAUACAGAUGAUGCGGGAUAUAAUAGAUAAUGAGAUGUGAAGGAUCUAGCAAAACAUUAUUUUGCCGCUAGACAGAUUUCGAGAGCCCUGGCUUUUAGGGGUGGUAAUGGUAUAUAUAUUCCUUUACUCGCCUAAAUUCGAGUUUUGCAAUUUAUGUGGCUGAGAUGCUGCCUUUGAUAGAUGCAGGAAUCUGUGUGCAUUCUACUCAAAUUUCAAUAAUCUGUGUUUAGAAGUCAAUACGUGGAAGGUGGUUUUGUGGGUGAGUAAAUAUUUUUAUCUGGUUUUGGGUAAUGCAUGUAUAUAUGUUCCCAAUAUGACAGAAUCAGAGUAACAACUAAUGCUACAUACAGUCGUGGAGUAUGCAAA
Molecule: messenger RNA, 878 nt
Organism: Carya illinoinensis
Lineage: Eukaryota; Viridiplantae; Streptophyta; Magnoliopsida; Fagales; Juglandaceae
Product: thioredoxin-like protein CITRX, chloroplastic
Exons: 5
Coding region: 1-552 (183 amino acids)
Biological process (GO): cell redox homeostasis; plastid organization
Cellular component (GO): thylakoid
Molecular function (GO): protein-disulfide reductase activity
Source: RefSeq, a predicted model, not a curated record